Molecule: messenger RNA, 1047 nt
Organism: Pectinophora gossypiella (pink bollworm)
Lineage: Eukaryota; Metazoa; Arthropoda; Insecta; Lepidoptera; Gelechiidae
Product: chymotrypsin-1-like
Exons: 6
Coding region: 110-907 (265 amino acids)
Biological process (GO): proteolysis
Molecular function (GO): serine-type endopeptidase activity
Source: RefSeq, a predicted model, not a curated record
UUCCUCGAGUGAAGCCGCGAACAAACAACAAGCUAACAUAAGGACUUGGUAUAUAUAGUGUAAGUUUUCAGGCAAUAGUCUUAUAGAAAACAUUUAAUAAAACGUUGAAAUGGGCGUCAAAAUUGGGCUUCCGCUGGCAGCACUCUUAGCUGUAAGCUUUGCGAUCCCUACACGCGUGGGUAUACCGAGUCCUGAGAAUCAGUCGGUGAGCAUCAUAGGGGGCGACCCGGCGCCGGAGGGCAGUGCCCCCUACAUGGCCGCAGUGGUCAUUGGAGCGCAAUUGGACUCCUUCUGGUGUGGAGGUUCUAUAAUCUCUCGACGCACUAUCCUCUCAACCGCUCACUGCCUUCGUGACCAAAUGGGAGUGAUAGUCGGCACCAACCAUUGGGCAAGUGGAGGAACAAAAUAUUCUGUUACGAAGUCUAUUAGGCACCCUGGAUAUAACCACACCAUGAGAAUACACGACCUUGGUCUAAUCAUUACUGCAUUAGAAAUCAAGUUCACCGAGGUCAUCUCUCCAGUGGCCCUUGGGGGCGAUUUUGUAGGCGGUGGGGUUCUCGCAAGGGCUACAGGUUGGGGUCUUACCAAAUUUCCACCUAUACUUACCGGUUCGGAUGUGCUCAUGGAACUUAACAUAACCUCUAUUGAAGGAGAAGAGUGCAAAAAAAUAUUUAAACCACAUAAUGUGACUGUAUACCCAGAUGUAGAGCUAUGUCUUCUAAAUUCCACUGGUCACGGCAUGUGCUUCGGUGACUCCGGCAGUCCGGCUGUACGUGUGGACAAGAAGGAGCAGAUAGGUAUCGUGUCAUGGGGGCUCCCAUGCGCUAAAGGAUAUCCUGACGUAUUUACUCGAAUCAGCGUUCAUAAAAAGUGGAUCACCGAAAACACUGUUGGGGCACUAGAUUGAUUUAAAAAAAACUGAAGCAUUUUUUGUAUUUAGAUCUUCAAAUAAAUAAUAGCGGUGAGGCCAUGACUUUUUGGUAAUGUUUAAAUUGGGUUGUGUACUAACUUCCUAAAUAAAGACAGAUCCAAAACUAACGAAAAACA